Colletotrichum truncatum is the source of this 999-nucleotide messenger RNA. Its product is annotated as endo-beta-1,4-glucanase D 5. Gene Ontology annotation, molecular function: cellulose binding. The record is from RefSeq and is a predicted model, not a curated record. NCBI's taxonomy places the organism in Eukaryota, Fungi, Ascomycota, Sordariomycetes, Glomerellales, Glomerellaceae. Gene Ontology annotation, cellular component: extracellular region. Gene Ontology annotation, biological process: carbohydrate metabolic process.
AUGAAGUCGAUCGUCUUUGCGGCGUGUGCGGCAUUCCUUGCCCAGGAGGCCGCUGGCCAUGCCAUCUUUCAACAACUCUGGGUCGACGGAGUUGACAUGAUAAGCACCCCUUGCGCCAGAGUUCCUCCCAGUAACUCUCCCGUAACCAACGUCGCCGGCUCCGACAUCCGUUGCAAUGUCGGCGGAGGUAGAGGCGUCGGUGCCAAAUGCCCAGUCAAGGCAGGCGGCGUAGUCACCGUCGAGAUGCACGCGCAACCGGGCGACCGAAACUGCAACGUCGAAGCCAUCGGCGGCGCGCACUACGGCCCAGUGAUAGUCUACCUCAGCAAGGUCGACAACGCCGGCUCGGCCGACGGGUCCUCUGGCUGGUUCAAGAUCUUCGAGAACGGCUGGACCGCCAAGUCCGGCGCGGGCUCCGGCGACGACGACAACUGGGGCGUCAAGGACCUCAACAAGUGCUGCGGGAAAGUGGACGUGCCCAUCAGCAAAGACCUCGCGGACGGCGACUACCUGCUCAGGGCCGAGGUCAUCGCUCUGCACACCGCCGGCUCGUCGGGCGGCGCGCAGUUUUACAUGACGUGCUACCAGAUCUCCGUCACGGGCGGUACGGGCACGGCGAAGCCCGCGACGUUCAACUUCCCCGGCGCGUACAAGGCCAGCGACCCUGGUAUCCUGGUGAACAUCCAUUCCAAGUUGUCCGGGUACGUCAUCCCCGGCGGAGCGGUCGCGUCGAUCGGGUCGACCAAGACGGCCGGUCAGGGAUGCAGCGGUGGGUGUGCUUCGACUUGUGACGCUAGCAAGGGGCCGAAGGGCUCCGCGAUCCCGGUGAGCGGCGGCGGCGGCGCGCCUCCUCCCGGGGGUGGUACUGGUAGUCCGCCAUCUUGCACUGUUCCAAAGUACCAGCAGUGUGGCGGACAGGGAUGGACCGGUUGUACGUCGUGCGCGUCUGGCUCGACGUGCCAAGGAGUCUCGGCUCCCUAUUACUACCAAUGUGCUUGA